Penicillium oxalicum is the source of this 114-nucleotide messenger RNA. RefSeq lists its product as uncharacterized. Bases 1 to 114 code for a protein of 37 amino acids. The transcript has a single exon. The record is from RefSeq and is a predicted model, not a curated record. NCBI's taxonomy places the organism in Eukaryota, Fungi, Ascomycota, Eurotiomycetes, Eurotiales, Aspergillaceae.
AUGGCGAUAAAGGAGGGAGGUGACGGAGAGGAUGGCAAAGAGGUCGUGGAGGACAGGGUCGAUAUAAUGAAGAAUGGGGAGGCGGCGGAGGAAAAGGCGUCAGGGUCUUAUUGA